Molecule: messenger RNA, 996 nt
Organism: Chroicocephalus ridibundus (black-headed gull)
Lineage: Eukaryota; Metazoa; Chordata; Aves; Charadriiformes; Laridae
Gene: CLN3
Product: CLN3 lysosomal/endosomal transmembrane protein, battenin
Exons: 10
Coding region: 1-996 (331 amino acids)
Biological process (GO): regulation of intracellular pH; lysosome organization
Cellular component (GO): membrane; lysosome
Source: RefSeq, a predicted model, not a curated record
AUGGGUCUGCCCCCUAACUUGUGGGUCGGCCCCACAACUUGUGGGGCGCAGGCCGUGCUGCUGGCCGACAUCCUGCCCACCCUCCUCAUCAAACUGGCGGCUCCUUUCGUCAUCCACCUCCUGCCCUACAACUCCCGCGUGGUGGCGGCCGCUCUCUGCGCGUGGGGCAGCUUCGGCCUCGUGGCGGCGGCCGCGGGCAGCGCCCUCAGCCUGGGGGGGGUGGUUCUGGCCAGCGCGGCCUCGGGGCUGGGGGAGGUGACCUUCCUGGGACUCGCCUCCCAGUACCCCCGGUUGGGGGUCGCGUGCUGGUCGUCGGGGACGGGGGCGGCGGGGCUGGGGGGGGCGCUGGGUUAUGGGGCGCUGCUGCAGGCGGGGCUGUCCCUGCCCCACGCCGUCCUGCCCGGCCUCCUCCUGCCCCACAUCACCCUCCUCAGCUACUUCUUCCUGCUGGGGCCCCCCCCGUGCCCCACGGCGCUGCCCCACGGCGGGGGGCUGACGGCGGGGGAGCGAUGGCAGGUGGCCAAGGCGGCGCUGCCUCAGGCCGCCCCAUUGACCCUCGUCUACUUCGCCGAGUACUUCAUCAACCAGGGGCUGCUGGAGCUGCUCUACUUCCCCGACGCCGCCCUGACCCACAACGAGCAGUACCGCUGGUACCAGCUCAUCUACCAGGGGGGCGUCUUCCUGGCCCGCUCCUCCGUGCGCUGCCUCCGCUGCCGACGUGUGGGGCUGCUGGCCCUGGUGCUGAACGCCGCGCUCCUAUUGGCCGCGGUGCCGGGGCGGUUCCUGCCGGGCUUCGGCGCCGCCUGCGCCCUGGUGCUGGGGGAGGGGCUGGUGGGGGGCGGGGCCUACGGCAGCGGCUUCAGCAACGUGGCCGAGCAGGCGGCGCCGUGGGGCCGGGCGCUGGCGGUGGCGGUGGCGGCGCUGGGGGACACGGUGGGGGUGGCGCUGGCCGGGGGGGCGGCCGUGGGGAUCCACCGCCUCUUCUGUGGGGCCUGA